This is a messenger RNA of Prorocentrum cordatum, 2716 nucleotides long. The record is from the annotation of a GenBank genome assembly. NCBI's taxonomy places the organism in Eukaryota, Dinophyceae, Prorocentrales, Prorocentraceae.
GUUUUGUGCGGGCGGGGUCGCUGCAGCCAUGGCUCUGCUCCGACGCGACGCGGGGGCGGCGUGGUUGCGUGACCUGGUGCCGGGCGGCCUCAUCGUGACGACGUUCACGGAUGACGAGGUCGCCCACGAGAGACUUAUGUUGUGGCCCGUGGAUAGAAAGAAGUGGUGUAUCAUGUCGCCAGACGGAGACGUCUAUAUCGAGCCACUGACGAGAGACGAAGAUUGGGGAGUGGCCGACACCUUCCCGCUCGAUGAUGUCGGCACUGUGCCGGCCACGUUCCCGAUGAAGGUCUACCGUUUCCGCGAGUACCCUGACGCCGAUGGACUGAGAGAGCUGCUCCGAGACGGCCGAUCGGUUGUGCGUACCGAGCUCGGCCGCGAGACCCCCGAGGUGAUGACAGUUCAGACCCCCGCGUGCGAGCGAGUGUUGCUGGAGGACUUCGCGCCAGGCCUGCUGGUGACGCGUCGGACGCCAGGGAAGGUCUCUCCCAAGGCGGCCGCCGCCGCCUCGGCGAGGCGACCAGCCAGGCCCGCGGCCGCCCCUGCAGGGUGCGACGGCCGCCCCCCGCUGGCUCCGCCGCCCGCCGCGCCGUCGGACCAGCUCGCGGCUGUCGCGGAUGUGGCCGAGGGCUACAUUUGGGUGCUGGCGGAGCCCACCGGCCGACGCACCAUCGGCACGGAAAUCGACGGCGGUGCGCAGGUGCUGCGGACGCCCGGCGGCCUCGACGGCGUCGCGAAGCUGGACGACCGUUGGCGGCGCGUCGAGGGGAUGGCCCCCGAGGCGGUCCCAGGCUACACGAAGCAUCGCGCCGACGAGCUGAAGGAGAGCCUGGGGAUCACCAGGGAAGAGCCAGGCUUUGACGAGUCCGACCUCCGCGACCGCCUGGGCCGGGCUUUGCCCGAGGCCCCGGACGGGGCCGCCACCCCCCCGCCAGCCGCCGCCGCCGAGGCGGCAGUCGAGACUGGCGAUCUGCGGACUAUGGUGAUCGACUAUGACGGCCAGGGCGAACGCUACAAGUCUUGGAAGCAAGUGGUCCAAGAUAGCAGUAGCGAGACCAACGAGUCGCAGCGCAUGGAGGGCCCCCCGGUUGCGCUCGCGAUGUACAAGCGUAUGCUGCAGACUGGAGGGGGCCCUCGCUUGUGGCUGCGCGAGUGGAUGCGAGAAAAGGGAAUCGCCGGGACGGACCGAGUUGCACAUGAGAUGCGGACCCUCGUGGAGUCCCUCUGGCUCGCUGGAACAGUGGACCAGGUCAACAUCGGCGGCUUGCUGUGCAUCGAGGCAAUAUGUCGGCGCAUGGCGGGCAUCAUGGCUGCCUACGCCAAUCCAGCCAAGUCUGCCUGGGACCUGACCCGCUACUACACUGGCCAGCUGUCGGCCGAGGACGUCGUCGGCCCCGAGAUGCGCAGCUUUGCGCCCCGGCGGGCCACGGAGGAUCGCGAGACCGGUGCUGGCGGGCUGCGCGCGUCUCCAGCCGAGCACGGUGCCGGAGGCUCUGCUGGCGGCGGAGCCGACGGCGGAGGCGACGGUGGAUGGGGGGCGAGGCGCAGAGAGCAGCUGGAGAUCGGUGUGGCGAAUGAGGCGAUCAGCGCGCCCAAUUGGCUGGCAGCGGGGGUGGCCGCCACUCGCGUCGCGCUUUUCAAGCUCGACCGCAUGUCCUUGCCAAAGUCCGUUCGGAGCUGCCCUUAUGCUGACGAGGUAGCCCCACAGGAGGUCGCUAAAUACUCGUUGGAUUAUCAAGAGCGCAUGCUGGGGCAAGAUGACGUCUGGCCCAAGAUCGAGCCGCACUUGGGCCCCAAAUUAAAGUUCCACCAGAAGGAAUACCAGCGUCUAGUUCGGAAUCUGUUGGACAUCGGCAUGGUCGACUGGACUGCGAGCCCGAAGUGUCGGAUAGGGUUGUUCUGCGUUCUCAAGAGUGAUGGCAAGUCGCUCCGAUUGAUCGUCGACGCUCGUCGUGUGAACGAGGUCUUCGCUGACCCUCCUGGAGUGGGCCUGCUGACGGCCGAGGGCUUCAGCCGAGGCGAGGUGGCGCUGCCGGCCGGCGUGGCGCCACAGAGCCCGGAGGCGGUGGAGUACCUUAGCAAGCUCAAGCUCGCGGCGGGCACGUCGGACGUGGCCAACUGCUUCCACUGCCUGAAGCUGAGGCCCGAGAUGUCCGCGUACUUCGGGCUGCCCGCGGCCCCUGCGCACGUCUUCGGGCUCGAGGGGACUAUGGCUGGAGGUCGGCGCCUGAGAAGAACCUCGCCAGCGUAUCCAGCCGGGGCUGCGCUGCCGAUGGGGUUCACCUGGAGACUCUGGUUUGCCCAGCGCAUCAACGAGAUGCAGACCUUGCGAGGUCAGGCGCAGCACUACGUGCACGUCGACAACCUCGGGAUCCUGCGCACCAGGCGCUACGAGGUCUGGGAGGCCAUCUCGGCUUUGCAGCGCCACUUCGCCGAGCUGGGUUUGGUGUUGCACGAGUCCGCGGUGACCGACGGGAAGUGCAAGACGCUGGGCGUCGAGCUGCAGGGUGGGGGCCUCCGAUCGCGAGUGACCUCGGAGCGAUGGUGGCUGAUCCGCCGUGCCAUCGAGGUGUUGGUCGGCCACUGCGCCUUCGCCAGCCUCGCCAACCGAGGAUGCCUCUCGGCGCGGCAAACGGCGCGCGCUUUCAUGCACAAGUAUCGCGACGGGGCCGGCUACAUCUGGGAUGACUGCCUACAGGAGCUUCGCGCGCUCUAG